Mollisia scopiformis is the source of this 706-nucleotide messenger RNA. RefSeq lists its product as uncharacterized. The transcript has a single exon. The coding region runs from base 82 to 510 and encodes 142 amino acids. The record is from RefSeq and is a predicted model, not a curated record. NCBI's taxonomy places the organism in Eukaryota, Fungi, Ascomycota, Leotiomycetes, Helotiales, Mollisiaceae.
GUGAGACUCUCAGACAAUCUGCAAGUUCGCAGGGGGCGGCGCAUCAAAACUCGCAGCCCUCGUCUAGCGCCUUGCAACAGAAUGGUUCCAGAACAGAUGCCAGACGCCGCGAUGGUGAGUGAGCAAUCAAGGCCACAGCACGUAACAAGAACUUAUCAACUCUUCUCAGGCUGCUAUACUUACAAGGAAUGUAAAAAGAAAUGCGACGGCGUAUACACAUUCCACGAAGUAAGCGGCACCCGAAAAUGCAGCACGUGUAUUCGUGUUGGUAUUUGUUGUGAUUUGACAGAGCCUGAAUGGGCACACGAUCCGAUCCAGAGAGAGAUGUACCAGCGGCAGCGAAUGGCCCUUGUGAAGUUGGGGAAGAGGAAGUCGAGGGGCGAGUCAGAAUCGUGGGGAGCUGCAACGCGAGACCAAUCAGUGAUGGUUGGCGUAGCUGGUGGACGUCAACCGAAAGUUUAUCGUUCCAUCGAGACACCUGUGAUGACUCUCGGUGGCGACCCGGAAUAAUGGAGACAGAUGGUGAGAAAAUUGAAAAAUGAUAAUGCUCCAAGGCUCUCUCUGGUCACGUGCUUAAAGUCACCCAACGAGCGGGAGUAAGAAUUAUAUUAGAGGAGCAAGUGUGGUGUGGCAGAUCGCAAAGGAUUUUGGCAAGAUUGCAGGCAAACCAUCUCACAAUAGGACAGUCAUUGUACGCUGCAUAUGU